AUGAGUUUCCCGCUCGAACAUUCCCGUGGCUACGACCAGGAACGCGUCGAGUUCACCGUAGGUGACGACACUUACCUGAACACAUACAAACCACAGAGGAAACUGUGGCUUACCUGGCCCAAGCGAGUCCUAGGAGGCAUUGCAGAAGACAUCAAUGAUUUGGUGGUUACACAUAAGAAGUUCACAUUGCUUAUUGCAGUUUUUCUAUUUCUUUCGUUUUUCACGCUGAUGCCGUACGUGCCGCAUGUUUUCAAUGGCGGCGACCCGAAGGUGGUGAUCAUAUUGGCUGCUAACGAGGGAGGAGGUGUUUUCAAGUGGAAGGGGCCUCAGGAAUGGUCUGUUGAGCGUUCUUCGAUUGCUAACAAGAAGCAGUACGCGAAGAGACACGGUUAUGGGCUUACAAUUAAGGAUAUGACGCUGAAGAAGCGUUAUUCGCAUGAGUGGAGAGAGCUGUGGGAGAAGGUGGAUUUGAUGAAGCAGGCAAUGAGACAGUUUCCUAAUACUGAAUGGUUUUGGUGGAUUGAUUUGCAUACGUAUAUUAUGGAGCCUCAUAAGUCGUUGGAGCUGCAUCUUCUUAACAAGUUGGACAAUGUCACGUACCGUAAUUUGGAGACGUUCAACCCUAUUGACUUGAAGGUGCCUUUGCCUUAUGUGGACUAUACGGCGCCUGUGGAUAUGGUGAUCACCCAAGACUGCGGUGGAUUCAAUUUGGGUUCUUUCCUUAUGAGAAGAUCUGAGUGGUCUGACAUGCUCCUAGAUAUCUGGUGGGACCCAGCCAUGUACGAGCAGAUGCACAUGCAGUGGGAGCACAAGGAACAAGAUUCGUUGGAAACACUCUAUGAAACUCAGCCGUGGAUUAGAGAAAGAGUCGGCUUUGUGCCUUUGCGUGCCAUAAAUGCAUUCCCACCUGGUGCCUGUGCUGACAAGGCAGACGACCCUCAGUACUUCUAUCACCGUGGAGACUUCCUCAUAAAUAUGGCAGGCUGUGAGUUUGGAAGAGACUGUUGGGGCGAGAUGGAGCAUUACAAGGCGCUUCUGAGAAAGCUUCAAAAAUGGUGGAGGAUAUGGUGA
Candidozyma haemuli is the source of this 1071-nucleotide messenger RNA. RefSeq names its product alpha-1,6-mannosyltransferase (gene MNN10). Gene Ontology annotation, molecular function: glycosyltransferase activity. The coding region runs from base 1 to 1071 and encodes 356 amino acids. Gene Ontology annotation, biological process: protein N-linked glycosylation. The record is from RefSeq and is a predicted model, not a curated record. Lineage: Eukaryota; Fungi; Ascomycota; Pichiomycetes; Serinales; Metschnikowiaceae. The transcript has a single exon. Gene Ontology annotation, cellular component: Golgi membrane.